UAUAUAUAUAUAUAUAUAUAUAUAUAUAAAAUGCUCUGAAUUAUGAAAUACUAACUGAUACAGAAGAUUUCUGCUAGUUGUGCAUGCUAUAGCGUAGAAUACUGUAUUCUUUGCAAUCUAAAAUAAUAAUAAUAAUAAUAAUAAAGUAAUUCUGCCAUAAAACCUUUUUUUCCCACUACCUCACUAUACCAUUUUGCUUCACAAAUCUAAAAGAUAAGAUAUUUUGGGUUACUGUAACUGAAGAUCAUCACACAUUACUGCACAAAACUGAAGCAGUCUGAUCGAGAUUUUUCUGAGUGAAUCUGACUGAUGGGGAGUAAUAACUGUUUAGUGUAGUUACCAAAUGAUCAUUGUUGCAUACUACAUGCUGCACUGAGUAACAGAGUGUGAUGUAGUGUAUGUACUGGUGCAGAAGGAGGUAUGCAGUUUACAGACCUGCUAUUUCAAACAAAGCCAGGAUCACGUUAGUGUGUUACCUGGCAACGGAUGUCUCUGCGCUGAUUGGACGACGCUGAGCAUGAGCUCACCGGAGAGAGAGAGAGAGGGAGAGGGAGAUGGUCCUUAGACUUGACUUUCAGCAUGUAAACAAUAUUCAGCCUCAUCGAAACACCUAACAAAUUAACCCAAAUUAGAGCCAAAUAACUCUACUUAUAACUCUGGGUGGGAAAAUUUGAACGUCAUCGGCCACAGCGAAACGAAGAGCGGGAUAAACAAGCGGUUAUGAGGCGCGAGCCGCAGCCGGUUGAACGGGAGAGCUAGCUAGCUUUAGCAAACCUGCCACCGUUAGCCGCAGCGCUAGUGUUCCGGAAAUAAUGGAGUUUGUCGGGAGCCAAGCUCCAUCCGGGACGGUGUUGGAGUUAGACGAGGAUGGGAGAGAGCCGGGGAUGCACACCUUCAAUCACAUGCAUAUGAGGAAAGCAUUUAGGAUCAUGAAUGACCUGAGAAGGUUCGUGCAUGGAAUUACGUUAGACUAUUUAAUGUUUCCUGUGCUGUGAAAGAUAUGUGGCAGCCUGGGAAAACCCUUCACAUGGUCACAUUUUGACAUUUUCUACAGCAUAUAGUUCUGAAAACUACUGAAAACUCUUGAACUCUCUUCAUGUGUCUCUUUUGCGUGUAUUGCAACUAGAAGUACAGUUACAGCAUUUUAAAUUCUGGUUACUCCCAACAGUGAAAAGGAGGAAAGAAACAUUUAAAGAUUUCAUUUCAAUUCCACUGAAAAAAGAAAAAAAGAUCUACUCAUGGAAAAAACAAUUACUUCCAUUUUUUUUGUUCCAAGUUUACAAUCGGAAAUGAACUCUCACUUUGAUUAUCAUUCACAUCUGACUCUGUCUCAUCACAUGAGGUAAAAUUCACUCGUGGCAUUUAAACACGAGCCUCAUUAUUGUCUUUUAAAUCGACUGAUCUCUGUUCACACUAAUAUCGGUGAGGAAAUAACCGCUGAUUAAUUCAGUCGGUUUUGUUCUGUUGGCUAAAUUUCUUAUUAUAAAUGUCUUUUUAUUAGGUCAUUUGACAUUUUAAAACUUUGUCCCUUGUUAUCUGUACAGAGUGUGUAAGCACUGUUCUCUGUUUUGAUGAUGCAAUGUUGCAGGAGCAUCACAGACAUUUUAGCCAAUAGCUGAUUACACACAUUUAUUUACAAACAUUACAAAGCUGGUUACAAAGAUUACAAUUUAUUAGUCUUAUGUCUGUUUUGAUAUGGGAGAAAAGGACACGUAUAACUAGCAAGGUUUUAGGCAGACUGACUGCAUGUACAGCUGCAUUUGUUAAACUGGCUCCUUACCUGAUCUCUUAUCUCAUCUUUGCAGGCAGAUUCCAAGGCAAGGUUAGAAAUUAGCCAAAAUAAAAAUAUUUAGGUCAAAUAUAUUUGCUUUCUUAAAAGUAGACAUUUAAAAGUAUUGUAUCUGUUUAAAAAUGACCAAACCUGAUUUUUGUUUUUGUCUGGUUUUUUUUGGCUGUUCCAGAGUUUAGUCACAGCAAACAUAUGAUGGGUUUUCUUCGACUGCUGCACAUAUGUUUAAGAUUAUAUCAAGUUUGUGUGCAGGGUUUUUGGGAGAAUUACUUCAGUUUUGUCUGGCUUUUAUUGUGAUGGAAAAGAAAGGAAAAAAUUUAUAUGUUUAUUUUGUUUCAAGAAAUUAUGAAAAAUUGAUUUGUUUCAUUUUUGCAUGUGAGCACAGCAGGAAGAUGCUUUGUGAUGUGCUGCUGGUAGCCGGUGAAGAGGAGAUUCCUGCCCAUAAAGUGGUGCUGGCUUCCUGUAGUCCCUACUUCUGCGCUAUGUUUACAGGGGAAAUGAGUGAAAGUAAGGCCACAUGUGUUGAGAUAAGGGACGUGGAUGGACAGACUCUCAGGAAAUUGGUGGACUAUAUUUAUUCAGCAGAGAUCGAAGUAACAGAGGACAAUGUGCAGGUGCUGCUGCCGGCAGCCAGCUUACUGCAGCUAAUGGAGGUGAGACAGGUCUGUUGUGAGUUCCUGCAGUCCCAGCUCCACCCCUGCAACUGCCUGGGCAUCCGUGCCUUCGCUGACCUGCACACCUGCACUGAGUUGCUCAGGCAGUCUCAUGCCUACGCUGAGCAGCAUUUUACCGAGGUCAUGUUGGGAGAAGAGUUCCUGGGUCUUUCCCUGCAGCAGGUGUGCAGUCUCAUCUCCAGUGACAAGCUGACUGUGUCCACUGAAGAGAAGGUGUUUGAAGCCAUGAUUACGUGGAUAAAGCAUGAUAAGGAAGCACGCUUAGAGCACAUGCCAAAGCUCAUGGAGCAUGUUCGCCUGCCACUGUUAUCUAGAGAUUACUUGGUUCAGAUUGUAGAGGAGGAGGCCUUGAUAAAAAACAACAACACAUGUAAGGAUUUCCUUAUUGAAGCCAUGAAGUACCACCUGUUACCUGCAGACCAGCGGCACCUGAUAAAGACAGAUAGGACUCGGCCCCGCACGCCUGUCAGUCUGCCUAAGGUGAUGAUUGUGGUAGGCGGUCAGGCCCCUAAAGCCAUACGCAGUGUUGAGUGCUAUGAUUUCCAGGAGGAUCGCUGGUACCAAGUGGCUGAUCUGCCCUCAAGACGCUGCCGAGCAGGUAUGUCUUCUCUUAAUGCCCCUGUCCUCACUGUUCGCUGCUCACACUCAGGUAGCCAUAACCCUCUAACUCUCUGUGUGUGUAUGUGUGUGUGCUGUACAGGGGUGGUAUUUAUGGCUGGUAAGGUUUAUGCAGUGGGGGGCUUUAAUGGUUCUCUGCGCGUGAGGACAGUAGACGUGUACGAUGGUGUGAGGGAUCAGUGGAGUGCUGUUCCCAGCAUGCAGGAGCGUCGCAGUACACUGGGAGCCGCCGUGCUGGGGGACCUGCUCUACGCUGUUGGGGGUUUUGAUGGCAGUACAGGCUUGUCCUCAGUGGAAGCGUACAACCCCAAGACUAAUGACUGGGUUUUUGUGGCUCCUAUGAACACCAGGAGAAGCAGUGUGGGGGUGGGAGUGGUGGAUGGUAAACUGUAUGCAGUAGGUGGUUAUGAUGGUGCAUCUCGUCAGUGUCUCAGCACCGUAGAAGAGUAUGAUCCAGUAACUAACAAAUGGGACUACGUAGCUGACAUGAGCACCAGACGCAGUGGAGCAGGUGUAGGAGUGCUGAAUGGGCAGCUGUAUGCAGCAGGGGGACAUGAUGGUCCACUUGUGAGGAAGAGUGUAGAGGUUUUUGACCCAGCUACUAACACCUGGAGGCAGGUGUGUGAUAUGAACAUGUGCAGACGGAAUGCAGGAGUAUGUGCAAUAAAUGGCCUGCUGUAUGUUAUCGGUGGGGAUGAUGGCUCAUGUAAUCUGUCCUCCGUGGAGUUCUACAACCCUGCUACUGACAAGUGGAGUCUGAUUCCCACCAACAUGAGCAACGGACGCAGCUAUGCAGGGGUGUCAGUUAUUGACAAGCUGUUAUGACUAAGAGCUGUGGUGAGCAGGAGCUCGCUGACUGAAGUGAAGGGCCGAGGUAGACAUACCGUCAUUUAAAGCUGCUCUGUGGGAGGAGUGUCUCUCUGCCCUGGUCACGCUGAGCCUGUGCUCACCAUGAUGGUGUGUAAAUCAUGCCAGAUUGACCGCUAAAAUGCCCUCACAUGCUCUUGAAAUGUGCCAUCUGCUUCUGCUGAUUAUCAGAGGCCACAAAUCAUCAGUAAAAAUGGCCUGGCUGGAGUGAGCAGGGUUUAAAGGGCGGGCAGAGUGAAGUGAAGCGGUCGUUCAGCCUGGCACGCAGCGUUUAAACCGCAGGUACAGCGUGUACCACCCCUCUGCUCUACUACUGAUUUACAACACACUGUAAAGCCAAUUCUGGCAUCCAGGCACCAUGCAAAUUCUAAGGCUGAAAUGGGUCUGUGCUCUGCAGCCUAGCUAUAAUAUAUAUCCUCCAUCACAGCCUUCAGCCUCAACACCACUACUGCGAGCUGGAACAGCUUGCACCACUGAAUAUCAUCAGUUAAACUUGGAGCAGGACAAGGUGUUAUUCUGGUCAUGUUCUCAAACUCAUUUUGAUAUUCAUUACUCUUUCCAUUUUUCAGCUUAACAGGGUUUAUCAUGGAAUAGAUGUACUGUAGAAGCAACUCUGCAAAGCAACUAAUCGAAGUGUGGUUGUAGCCAGCUGCUUUUGUGCCAUAAUGUGUUUAAUAUUUUGCACAUCUGUGCUGGGGCACAGAGAAACAGGUCAUUAACACUAUAGGGAAAUGUGUCAAAUGAAUGUCAAUACUCUGCAAAUACGCACUUUUAUCAGGCAGACCUGUCCACUAAUACACUGAGGAGCCAGUUUAUUAGGUGCACCAAUCUUUUAUCGUUUUAUAAGGCGAAUCGAGAUAAAUAUCAUAUUACCAGGUAUCAAGGUAUGGAGACAUGCAGAAGAAUGUUGUAGGCAUAUACAGUAUUAUCUUAAAAUGAAGUCAGGUCAGGGAUAGAAACGAUACCCACCAUGUAUAUGUUGUCCAGAUAUACGUGAAAGAGCUGAUCUGUUAGCUGUGUUGGUAAAUACCAAGUUGCCAGAGGUGCCAGCAUGUACAAUUUAGCUCUAUCUCCCCCCCCUCCCCCCCCCCCCC
Messenger RNA from Pangasianodon hypophthalmus (striped catfish), 5042 nucleotides. RefSeq names its product kelch-like family member 3 (gene klhl3). Gene Ontology annotation, molecular function: protein binding. The record is from RefSeq and is a predicted model, not a curated record. Bases 2011 to 3906 code for a protein of 631 amino acids. NCBI's taxonomy places the organism in Eukaryota, Metazoa, Chordata, Actinopteri, Siluriformes, Pangasiidae. The transcript is spliced from 13 exons.